GGUUAUGGCAACCCUACGUGUAACCAUAGUUGUAGUCUAGCAAAGCUUUUUCAAAACCAAAUCCUCCCCAGGGUCAUGAAGAGAAGAUAACUCUGUCUCCAUCCAGUGAAUUUCUAGCAACACACUGCCCCUGAGCAUGGCGAUUCUCCGUUGUUCAUGUUACGAUAGCUAUGGUUAGACACACUUGGCAUGAAUUGGUUUAAUCUUGUGGCGUGGAAUCUUUGGCGUCGUGGGACUGCAGUUCCCAUCAUGUCUGAGGCUGAUUGGAUUUGGUUUCCAGGGACAUGCGGCUGGUUGCAUGUUCAUCCCCAGCCCUAGGGAAAAUGCAUGGCUGACCAGGAAUCAAACCCAUGUCCUUUAAGUCUUCAGUGUGUAUGUGCAUGUUCAUGAUCAUGUGCUUUCCAGUUGUCUGUCGAAUACUCUCCAACCAUCCAAGUACUAACCAGGCCAGAUUCUGCUUAGCUUCCAAGAUCAAAUUGGAUCUGGUGCCUUCAGGGAAUUCAGCUCCCAUCCAACACUAACCCAGGGUAUGGAGAAAACAGACUCCUGUAAAGGACAGUGUCCCCAAUCAAAACCUGAUGGAGUUUUGUUCUUCAAGAGGGAAAAAAGAGGAAAAUGAGAAGCAUGAGAAACUCCGCCUGGAACGUGAACAGGAACACCAGAAGGCCAGCGUGCAAAGGGUCAACCAUGCUGCACCCCCUGAGGAACCCCACGUCGAAGUCCCCCCGGUGGGGUCCUUGUCUCAGGCCACCCCGGCCCCUCCACCGGCCCCACCGUUGGCGGCCCCCAUCUCAGUCAUCCCCAUCCCCGUGGUCACCAGCCCCCCGCAACCGAUGGCCCACAACACCUUGUCUCCCCCGCUCAUCCAGCGACACCACCAGCCCCUCAGCACUCCAGGCCUUGGCAAGGAAGCCCCCUUGGUGGCACCCGUGAUCCAGAAGGCCUCUGGGCCCAUUCUUCCGGACAUCAAGGUCCCUACGCCCCCGUCAGGGAGCCCGAGCCAGCUCCCGCACUACGCUGCCCCGGUACUGGCCAUUUCCCAGCAUCACUUGGUCCAGCAACCCAUCCAGCCCCAGCCUCCGGUCCCGCACCCGCCUCUACAGCCGCACCAGGUUCCCCCACAACCCCUCGGGGUCAAGAUGGCCCCCUCAGAAGACACCAAACCAAGCGAGCAGAAGAAGAGACCAGGCGGGGUUGGCACCAGGGAAGUCCAUAAUAAGUUGGAGAAGAACAGGCGUGCCCACUUGAAAGAAUGCUUCGAGACCCUUAAGCGGAACAUCCCCAACGUCGAUGACAAGAAAACCUCAAACCUCAGCGUCCUAAGGAGUGCCUUGAGAUAUAUCCAGACCUUAAAGCGCAAGGAAAAAGAGUAUGAACAUGAGAUGGAGCGGCUGGCAAGAGAGAAGAUUGCCACACAGCAGCGGCUGGCAGAGCUGAAGAAUGAAUUGAGCCAGUGGAUGGAUAUCUUGGAAAUCGACCGGAUUAUCCGACAGACAGUUCAGCCAGAGGACGAUCAAGCAUCUACCUCGACUGCAUCAGAAGGCGAAGACAACAUAGAUGAGGAUAUGGAGGACGACCGGCCUGUGAACUCAAUGCCAAAACUCACCCAUCGCCAGCACCCCGAGCUCUUGAAAGUGGUCCCCCCCCUUGCUGCGGCCACCGCGCCCACCACCGCCACCCACCACCCAUCAGUCUUGCCCCUGGCGCAGAAGCAUGCCCUGCCCCACACCCACCCACCACUCCAGCCCCAGCAGGCCAUGGUCCCUGCACAGACUCACCUGGUGGCAGCCUCCACAGUGCAAUCGACUGUUAUUGCCCACACGGCCACCACUCACGCCUCGGUCAUCCAGACUGUCAACCACGUCCUUCAAGGGCCCCAAGCCAAGCACAUCGCCCACAUCGCGCCCUCCUCCACUGCCAGCCCAGUCCAGCUGACCACCACGGCCCAGCCCAUCGGCCACAUCACCGUGCACCCGGCCGCCCUCAACCACGUCGCCCACCUGAGCCAGCAGCUCCCCCUCUACCCGCAGCCUGUGGCCGUCAGCCAACCAGUGGUCAGCCACAUCAGCCACACCAUUUCUCAGCAGCAGGUCAACGGCACUGCUGGCCUCGGGCAGCCGACGGUGAUGGCCAAGCCUGCUGUCGGGACUCAGGUGGUGCAUCACCAACAGUUGGUGGGGCAGACGGUCUUGAACCCCGUGACGAUGGUCACGAUGCCUCCGUUCCCAGUGAGCACCUUGAAGCUGGCUUAGGAACUCGUGCCAGCAGCAACUCCGUACAUUCCAACCGUGUCCCUGUUCUGAGAUGUGUUAGAAAGAUUGUGUAUGUGUAUGUAUGCAAGAGUGAGUGUGAGAGAGUGCCAAGAUGAUUGUGCAAGAGGUCGGGGGCGGGAUACAGGCAGAAGAUACUCCCUCCCCAUUUUUGAUCUCCCUUUUCUGAUUUACCUUAAGCAACUUGGUAAUGUGGGGGAACGGGAGAGCCCCCAGGGCUGCUUCAGCACUUGAAUUUCCCCGAAUCAGCAAAAACAUUUAAUGGACAGUCCUUCACGGUGAUUAUUAACUUUCUCCCCCCUUUUACAUGUAAUCAGUGAAAUAUGACUAUAAUAAUGUUCUUAAGACUUUUAAUUUUGUUUUCCACCACCACCUUUUUUAUUUUGAUGUGUUGCUUCUUUGUAGGUUUGUCUUUUUUAAACGGCUGAUCUCUUUACCGAGACUUCGCAUAGAUUAAGAAGAAAAAAAACGAAAUCCUAGAAAUAUAUAUAUAUAUAUAUCUACCUGCCUGUAGCUACAUAUAUAUAUGUAUAUAUAACUAGUUAUAUAUAUAUAACUACGUUUAUCAAUGAAGGCCUUUGCUAAUAAGGCUGAUUCUUUUGCAGGAAUAUUAGACACAACGUUAACACGGAUCCCUUUUCCUUUUGGUGACAAAAGACAGAGCAUCUUUUUAAAACUAAAAUAAGCAUCUUUCAAAAAACAGAUGGUUUGGUGGACCAGGGUAAACCAUAUUUAAAAAAACAAAACCUGUUACGAUUUUUUUUUCCUUUCAGUAUAUUUGCAUUUCAGUAAAACCAUCUAUAAUCACUGUGACUUGUUAUGGCAUUUUAAGGAAAUCCUCUGUCUAAUAAAAAGGUUUAAAACAAAAA
Messenger RNA from Sceloporus undulatus (fence lizard), 3139 nucleotides. It is a transcript of the gene MNT, whose product is annotated as MAX network transcriptional repressor. The transcript has 6 exons. The record is from RefSeq and is a predicted model, not a curated record. Gene Ontology annotation, molecular function: protein dimerization activity; DNA-binding transcription factor activity, RNA polymerase II-specific; RNA polymerase II cis-regulatory region sequence-specific DNA binding. NCBI's taxonomy places the organism in Eukaryota, Metazoa, Chordata, Lepidosauria, Squamata, Phrynosomatidae. Bases 579 to 2252 code for a protein of 557 amino acids. Gene Ontology annotation, biological process: regulation of transcription by RNA polymerase II.